Molecule: messenger RNA, 825 nt
Organism: Nannizzia gypsea CBS 118893
Lineage: Eukaryota; Fungi; Ascomycota; Eurotiomycetes; Onygenales; Arthrodermataceae
Product: 3-oxoacyl-[acyl-carrier-protein] reductase
Exons: 4
Coding region: 1-825 (274 amino acids)
Molecular function (GO): oxidoreductase activity, acting on the CH-OH group of donors, NAD or NADP as acceptor
Source: RefSeq, a predicted model, not a curated record
AUGAUGCUUGAUCUUGCAGGAGUAGCAGUAAUUACAGGUGCAGGGAGGGGUAUUGGACUUGAGUGUGCUCAUGCGUUUGCUGCAGCAGGCGCGGCGGGAGUCGUAUUCGCCGACCUAGACUUAUCUGUCGUCCAGGAGAAGGCAGAGGAAAGCAGGGCAAUAGCGACAAAUCCUGCAUAUAAACCGCUUGCAGUUGCUGUGGAUGUAACUGACAAGAAACAAGUUGAAAAUAUGGUUGCUCAGACCCUCGAGACCUUCAACAGGAUUGACUACAACGUCAAUUGUGCUGGGGUGGCUAUGCACAAACCAACUCAUUUCAUGGAUCUAUCAAUUGAGGAGUGGGAGAGGGUCAGCCGGGUAAAUGUGCAAGGCGUGUUCCACUGCAUGCAAGCGGUUGGGAAAGUAAUGAGGACGCAAGAGUCGCUUAAAACGUCUGGACUCCAUGGACCGCGGGCGGGACAACGGGGUUCGAUAGUCAACCUGGGGUCUAUUCAUUCAUCUCAGUCGGCUCCUGGGACCGCCCAAUAUACGGCUUCCAAACACGCAGUAGUAGGCCUGACCAGGUCUUGUGCCCUAGACUUUGCAAAAGAAGGUAUACGUGUGAAUGCUGUCUGUCCCUCAUGGGUCAACACACCAAUGAUAAACAGCAACGAAGUCCUUGCGGAAGUUCAUCAAGUCAUCGGGAAUGUUGUACCCUUGGGGCGUAUUGCAGAAGCAGAGGAGGUAGCAGACGUUAUUUUGUUCCUUUGCAGCGCUAGAGCGAGCUAUGUCACCGGUGCCGCUUGGAUGGUGGAUGGUGGCUUCUCCUGUGCCACAGUGUUAUAG